Messenger RNA from Odocoileus virginianus texanus, 2271 nucleotides. The record is from RefSeq and is a predicted model, not a curated record. Lineage: Eukaryota; Metazoa; Chordata; Mammalia; Artiodactyla; Cervidae.
CCCGCUCGAGAGGCGCUGGGGGACCGUGUGUAAAAAACACGGGGACAGCAGCCCCGGAAAGGGCAGUCGGGCUCGGAGGUGGUGGGAACCAGGCGCGCGGCCAGCGAGCCGUGGGGAAUCUUCUAGCCAGACACUUGUGCAGGGUUCAAGGCUAAGUCGGCGUUCUUGUUGGUUCGUUUCUUAACAAAUGCUCGAGUGCCAGCCGGGUACGGGGCGGGCUCAGGGCUGUACCUGGAAGUACCCGCCCUUCGGACAAACUGCACGAGCUACACCCGUUAUCUAGUUACUGCUGCUCCGGAGGAAACGCGGGGCGCCGGUCCGAAAAGGGGAGGCAGUGCUUCAGCUGAGCUCCAGGAGUAAUUGAGGAUGAGCUUGGUGAAGAGGCUGGAAGAGAAGUCUGGUGUUCCUUAAGAUGGCCUGAUAUGAAGGCGUCACACUCCCUGCCUCCCCAAGCCUCUAGCAUUGCCUGGUGGCUGCCUUGUCCUUCAAGUGCAGGAGCCAGUUGAAACGUCAGGAAUGGAAGCCAAUGUGACCAUCCCAAUCUGGCAAAAUAAGCCGCAUGGCGCUGCUCGAAGUGUAGUGAGAAGAAUUGGGACCAACUUGCCCCUGAAGCCAUGUCCCCGGGCAUCCUUUGAGACCCUGCCCAACAUCUCUGACCUGUGUCUGAGGGAUGUGCCCCCAGUUCCUACCCUGGCUGACAUCGCCUGGAUUGCUGCAGAUGAAGAGGAGACUUAUGCCCGGGUCAGGAGCGAUACACGCCCCCUGAGGCACACCUGGAAGCCCAGCCCUCUGAUCGUCAUGCAGCGCAAUGCCUCAGUGCCCAACCUGCGUGGGUCAGAGGAGAGGCUCCUGGCCCUGAAGAAGCCAGCCCUGCCAGCCCUCAGCCGCACCACCGAGUUGCAGGAUGAGCUGAGCCACCUGCGCACCCAGAUUGCCAAAAUAGUGGCAGCUGAUGCAGCUUCGGCCUCAUUAACGCCAGAUUUCUUAUCUCCAGGAAGUUCAAAUGUCUCCUCUCCCUUGCCUUGUUUUGGAUCCUCAUUCCACUCUACAACUUCCUUUGUCAUUAGUGACAUCACCGAGGAGGCCGAGGUAGAGGUCCCCGGGCUUCCAUCAGUCCCCCUGCUUUGUUCUGCCAGCCCUGAGUGUUGCAAACCAGAGCACAGAGCUGCCUGCAGCUCGUCUGAAGAGGAUGACUGCGUCUCUCUGUCCAAGGCCAGCAGCUUUGCGGAUAUGAUGGGCAUCCUGAAGGACUUCCACCGGGUGAGGCAGAGCCAAGACCUGAGUCGGAGUUCACUGAAGGAGGAAGAUCCUGCUGUUCUUAUCUCUGAGGUUCUAAGGAGGAAGUUUGCUCUGAAGGAAGAAGAUAUCAGUAGAAAAGGGAACUGAUAGCACUCAGCUCUGCAACUCAGUCUCACGCUCCUGGAAUUCCUUCAGUAGCUGCCUUCAUCACUGCAGAUGUUUCUGCCCAUCAGUUAGAAGUCUGCAACAGUCUUGCCAAAAGCUAGAGCUUGGACUAAGAAGAGCUGCAUUAUGUUUUCCAUACUCAAACCUUAAAAGCUAAAGGACUGUUUUGAGCUGAGACACAGGUAAUUAUAUACAUUGGAAUGUCUCAAUUUAAAGGGUGAGAUAGAACUUUCUGGUUUUUCCUUUCUCCUGUGUGAAAGUAGGUCCUAAAUGAAAGACUGACUUCACUGCACUAGACCCCAUAACUGGUCUCACCAAACACUUUGUGCCCAGCUGUCACUCACUCUCAGCCGCUUCCUUGCAGCAGAGCAGGGCUGAGGGGAGCAGGCUAUAAAUGUAUGUGCACGUUCACAGGGCAGGGAAAAUCUUAUGCUGCUCCAUCAUGAACUGACACCAAUGCCCAGCAAUCAUUCUCUCCCCCUUCCCUGUCUUAACACCUACAUGUAGAGGUUGGGCCACUGGACCAGCUGAGACUUGGGCUACUGCUGGGAGGCCUGGGCUGUUUUUUUCUUAAAUAUAUUUUGUAAUACUGUACAACCAAAUCUACCCUCCAAGGCCCUGACGCCUCAUUGGUUCCACUGAUUGAAAGCUUUCUCUUCCAUGGACUUUAAGCCCAACAGGAAAGAGAAAUGAAGGGAUGAAUCUUCCAGGCCCUUGACUGCCCCUUUGCCUGGGGCCAAGGUUUGUACUUACCAUACCUUGCAUGACUCAGAUGCCCUCAGGUCCUUUUCUCUACAGUCUGUAUCCUGUGUGUGUUUGGGUGGAAGCACUACCUGACAUUAAAGGAAGGAUUUGGAGAGAUACUGC